Molecule: messenger RNA, 7878 nt
Organism: Tilletiopsis washingtonensis
Lineage: Eukaryota; Fungi; Basidiomycota; Exobasidiomycetes; Entylomatales
Exons: 21
Coding region: 99-7742 (2547 amino acids)
Biological process (GO): DNA damage checkpoint signaling; protein phosphorylation; telomere maintenance
Cellular component (GO): nucleus
Molecular function (GO): protein binding; protein serine/threonine kinase activity
Source: RefSeq, a predicted model, not a curated record
CCGUCGAGGCUGCGCCGGCGCUCGUCAAUGCGCUCGUCGACGACCGGCGCGGUCGACUGCGCACGCUGCGGCGGGCGCACCGCGGCAAGGAGAUCGUCAUGUUCCCGCCGAGCGCGUCCGAGGCUGCCGAGCAUGCCGCGGCAAAGGACGGCGAGCCGAGCAACGAGACAGACCGCGGCGCGCACAUCCUCUGCAGACUGCUGGCGGGCGUCUUUGUCGUGUCGCUGUGCAACUGGGAGGGGCCGCAUCCUUCCGAGAUCACUCGGCCCAACCACGCCGAGGGCCAGGCGGAAAAGGCGGCGUCGAUUGACGUCGUCGCAGCGCUGCGCCUGAUGCGCUCCGAGAUCACAUUCCAGCCGUCGCUGCUGCUGCACCGCUUCCACUCGCGCACGCACGAGCAGCGCACGUCGUCGACCGCACAGGGCCGCUCGCUCGCAGCGCAGGCGCAGGCCGAGGCCACGGCGCUGGCGCUCGAGAGCAGCACCCUCACGCUGUGGCUCUUUCCGCGGCUGCUCUGCGCGGCCGCGACGCUGCUGGCGCGCUACCCAGACGACCGAGUGGCACUGGCUGCGCGCACAGAGAUGCUCGAGCUGCUGCUGCUGAUCUCGACGCUGGGCCUCGAGGGCGACGGCACCGAGGAUGUGCGAAUGUGUCUGUUCGAUGCGCUGCGGGCCUCGCUCGAUGCACUCGCAUCGGCAGGCCGGCCUGUCUGCGAUGACCGCGCGUCGUUUCCCGUCAAGCUGAUCAUGCCGGCCGAGGAUGGGCAGGAUGACCCGUCGUCGCGCGCGGUGCGCUUCUUCGCGCUGCCGCUCGUCGCGGGCACGCACAUUGCCUCUGCGAUGCUGCCGCAGAGCGGCGACGGUAUCGUGCGGACGUGGGCGCCCGAGGACUAUGCGACGUUCUGCCCGCCGCUGCCGCGCGAGCACGCAGUCACCAUGGCCCAUGCCCUGCUGCAGACAACCGCGCUGCUGACGCAGCAGCUGGCCGCGCGCCACCCUGCCCAGCUUAGCGAUAUGGCCUCGACAGUCUCAUCUCUCUUCCUCGAUGCAUGGGCCGUCGACGACGCAGCGACAGGCAUCUUCUUUGAGGCGCUACCUCCGCACCUCUGUAGCGCACGACUAGAGCUUGCUGCGCUAGCCCUCCAGCCACAGGCGGGCUCGUCGCCGGUGCUGCGCGCCAGAUUCUCGGCACGCGUCGCACACACGCUCGACUCGUGCCUGAGCGCGGCGAGCUCCGCGAAUGACGACGAUGAGGCGGACUCCGUCGAUGACAAGGUGCUUACAGCCCUGCUCAGGGCGGUCAAGACGUGGCGCGAGGGCGUGCGCAAGAACAGCGCCUGGCGUCCGGCGAUUGCCUCUGUGCUCCUUCCGCUUGCUGCGAGCUUGGUGACAGAGGUGCUCGUGGCGCCAUCUGUCGAAGAGGCGGGCACCGCACUUGAGCCUGCGGAAAAGGCUCGUCUAGACGCGACGCUCUUGCGCAAGUCGAGCGCCUUUCAUGCCCUGCUGGCGUUGCUGGAGGCACGCCGCCACGGCGCGCUGCCCAUCACAUCCGGCGAGGCCGAGCGGCUGCGCAACGAAGUGCUUGGCCCUGCACUGGGCCGCGGCGAGAGUCAGACCCUCGAAGACCUCGACCUGGCGUCGGCAUGGCUGACGCGUUCGGAGCUGCUUGGCCUUCGCGAGGCGCUCGACUCAUUUGUCGCUACGCCGGAGCAUGCGCAGACUCUCAAGCGCAAGCGGCAAGACGACGAGUCGCAGUCGGCUCGCUCGCAGCGGCCAAAUCGGCUGGCUGAGCACAGCGCGACAGCGACCGGCCAAGACAUCGAUCAGUGCAUCGGCGGCAAAGCCGGGUGGGUCGGCGAGGCCAUCAGCAGCGUGUCUCUCGCCAUCGCGACGCUCCGCCGCGUGGCUGCAGAACAGUGCUUAGCCGCAGGCACCCUGACUCGGACGAGCCGCGGCCUGCGCUGCGCCAGCUGCGAUGCGCCGUCCUUCAGCGCCGCCUCGCUGGCCCGCACAGGCAAGGCAACUGCCGCGCCGCUGCUCAACGUCAUCUGCGAGACUUUUCGCACGUCGCCAGCCGACUCGCCCACUGCAGCCGCAGCUCUUGCUGCGAUGCGCAGUAUGGCGGCGCAUGCGAAUGCUGAGGACGUCGGCAAGGCGUUCACGGGGCGUGCUGUGCACAUCUUUGAGCUGGGGUUGCGGCACCCUGACCGUGCCGCUCGACUGGCCACUGGACGCUUGAUCUCGACCGUCGUCGAUGCGUACUUCCGCAUGCAUGCCUCGGACCACGACGCGCUGCGCCAGGAGCUUGCGCCGGUUCUCGCGCUGCACCAGCGCAUCGUCAAUGGCCCGUCGCAGGGCAAGCUCAAAGAGAUCGAGGCGGCAUACCUCAGCCUUGGCUUGCUUGCUCGCGUCGCGCAGGAAGAGGUGCAGCACGAGGUGCUGCUCGUGCUGGUGCUGCAUCUGAGCGUCGAUCAGCCGCUGCGCUCGCUGGUGUACCUGCAGAUCACGCAGCUUGCAGCCUACCACGGCAAGACGAGCUUCCAGCUCCUCGCGCCUUCACUGCCGACUAUCAGCGCGCAGGUCGUGCAGCGCAUGAUGUCGGCGCCGACGCUUUUCGAGGAAGUGCUCAACCUGCUGAACCAGGACGCGAACAAGUUCCUGCAGACGACGCUGCAGCACACGCUGCCGCCGCUCAUUGCUGCCGGCAACGACAAGCUGCUGCGCGCCGUCGCUGCGGGCGUCAAUCAGCAGGUCCAGGCGAUGUGCUUCUCGCACGUGCCGGCCAUCCUGAAGCGCUUCCUGCUGCUGCCCAAGGGCGAGCGCGAGGCGAGCAUCGACAAGCUUGUGCACCUGCUGCGCGGCACGGCCGACCGCGAGAUCACCGAGGUCAGCGUGCGCAUGCUGUUCAAGAGCUACAAGCCGCAGCUGCUCGGCCACCUCAUCACGCACCUGGGCGACCCCGCACAGCGAGCCGCCGCCCUCGACGGCCUGUAUUUCUUCGAGUCGAUGCGUCCGGAGCGCGGCAGCAACGCCGGCAACAAGAGCGCGGCGCUGUCGAGCUUCCUUAAGGAGGACAUCCUCGAGAUCCUCGCGUGGAUCAACGACGAGCUCGCCGGCGCGCACGGCAAGACGACAAUCGCGCAAAAGGUCAUGACGGCGCGCAGCAUCGGCGCGCUCGUCGACGUCAUCGGCCAGACGAUCUCAAUGGUGACGCCGCAGAUCAUGGCCACGCUCAACACGACGAUGCAGGUCAACGAGCUGCUGCUGCCGACGCUCGAGUCGUGGCGCACGUUCAUCACGAAGCUGCGCUACGAGGACGUGGCGCCAUUCAUCGGCCAGACGGGCGCCGCGCUGAUCUCCGCCUGGCCGCGUCUGGGCCGCGCCGAGAAGGAGAUCGCCAAGGAACUUGUGCACUACAUCGUCAUCGACAGCCGCGCCGAGUUUGAGCCGCAGCUGCUGCAGCAGUUCCCGAAUUUGGACAGCAUCGGCGACGACGUGCCCGAGGAGAGCAAGCGCAUCCGCAAGAUGCAGGGUCAGGCGCCCGAAGCGAGCCUCGCCCGCGUGCUCGACCGCGCAGCGAGCGAGAACUCGAGCGUCUCGCUGCAGGGCCUGCAGGAGCUCAAGCGCUUCUUCACGCUCGAGCGCGAGUACAUCGCGCGCAUCACGACGGGUGACUCGUUUGCGCCGAUGGUCGGCAAGAUCGUCGGCGUGCUAUUCUCCGCCUCCUCGCGCACUGGCGACAGCCAGACGGACAUCCGCGACCUGUGCUUCGAGACGCUGGGCAUGCUCGGCGCCGUCGACCCGGACAGAUUCGACCUGCCGAGCGAGGACCAGACGUACAUCGUGCUGCACAACUUCACCGAGCGCGACGAGGCGAUCGACUUUGGCGUGCACCUCAUCCGCCACACGCUUGUCAGCGCGUUCCGCGCGUCAGAGGACACCAAGCACCAGGCCGCGCUGGCGUACGCCAUCCAGGAGCUGCUCAAAUACUGCGGCUUCACCUCUGCGCUGCUCGUGCCGUCGGCGACGAAGCCCGUGUCGCUCAAGGUGCGGCAGCGCUGGAACGAGCUGCCGACCGAGAUGCUCGACACGAUUGCGCCGCUGCUCGACUCCAAGUACUCGGCGCACCUCGGCGAGCCGACGCCGCGCGAGAAGCCCAUCUACCGCCACUCGAGGACGUACCGCGAAUGGAUCCAGAACUGGGCCAACGAGCUGAUCCUCGGCGCGAGCGGCGGCGACGCCAAGGCCAUCUUCGGCGUGCUGCGAUCGGUCAUCCGCGACCACGACCUGACGAUUGCGCAGCACAUCCUGCCGCAUCUCGUGCUCAACGCGCUCAUCUCCGGCACCGAGGAGCAGCGCAGCGAUGUGCUCCGCGAGAUCUCCGCGAUCCUCGAGGAUCAGGUCAUGCCGGCGGUGGAGAUGGAUGCGGACCAGCGCCUGCUCUCGGCGCAGACCGUCUUCGGCCUGCUGGACCACAUCAGCCUGUGGAUGCGGCGCAAGAAUGAGGAGUCGAGCCGUGGUGCCGGAGGCCGCGAGGCGGCCAAGCGCGGGCGCGAGAUGCCCUACGAGGCCGCGAUGAUGAACGUCCGCGAGAUCGUCGACUUCGUCUCCGAUGAGCUCAUGGCUCAGGCGGCGCUGAAGUGCAAGGCAUACGCGCGCUCGCUGCUCAACUUUGAGAAGCGCGUGCGCAGCAUGCGCUCCGAGGGCCGCAAGGACGCCGACAUGCAGGAGUACUUUGAGAACAUGCACUACAUCUACGCCAACCUCGACGAGCCCGACGGCAUGGAGGGCGUGUCGACGCGCGUCAUUGCGCCGUCGCUCGAGCACCAGAUCCGCGAGCACGAGAGCACUGGCCGCUGGACGUCGGCACAGAGCUGCUGGGAGGUGGAGCUGCAGCGCAAGCCGAGCGACCCGGAGCUGCACAUCGGCCUGCUGCGCUGCCUGCGGAACCUGGGACACUACGACACGAUGCGCACGCACAUUCGCGGCGUGCUCAGCAUGCAUCCGGAGUGGGACGAGCUGCUGGCGCCCUUCAACGUCGAGGGCGCGUGCAUUCUGUCCGACUGGGGCGAGGUGCGCCGCGCACUGCAGAACGGCUCGCAGCAGAGCGCUGCGCACGCGACUGCUCGAGUCGUCCUCUCACUCAAGGACCGCGACGAGCUUGGCAUGGCGGAUGCGCUGCGCGAUGCCAGGCGCCUGGUCGGCAAGCCGAUCGUGGCUGCAGGCAAGGGCUCCUACGCACGAGUGUACGAGGCCGUCACGCACCUGCACAUGGUCAACGAGCUGGAGCUCAUCCAGAACAAGGUGCAGCUGCGCAACAAGCCCGGCGGCCCGGUGUCGGCCGCGCACUCUCUGCGCGAGGUCGACCCGAUCCUGCUCGCGCGUCUCAACGCCACGCUGCCCUCCUUCCGCACGCGCGAGCCGCUGCUCAGCCUGCGCCGCUCUGCCUUUGCGGCCGUGUACGGGGGCGACGCUCGCGCGCUCGGAGCGUCGGUCGGGCAGGCGUGGAUCCUGACGGCCAAGAGCGCCCGUCGUGCGGGCCACUUCCAGACGGCAUACAGCGCGGUGCUGCAGUCCAUGCAGUGCGAGGCGCCCUUUGCGUUCAUCCAACGCGCAAAGCUCCUGGCGCUCGACGACAAGAAGCAGACUGCGAUCCAGGAGCUCAACAACGCGAUCCCGAACAUUGCCAGCGCCAUGCAGGCCGCCACCGACGCGCAGAACAAGCGCAGCGCUGGGGCCGCGGCGGGCGUGAUCGACCUCACGGCCGAUGAAGACAGCCAGGAUCUCAUGGGCCUCGGCAAGCGCGCCUAUGCCCGCGCGCAUCUGCUUCGCGCCCGCCUCGUCGACGAGACGGGCCGCUACCCGCCCAACGAGGUCAUCGAGCGCUACAAGACGACGUCCACGAUCGAUCCGGGCUCGGAAAAGCUGUGGUACCGGCUGGGCCACUACUACGACUCGCAGAAGGAGACGCCCGUGGCGAACCUGAUGACCCAGUCGUGGAGCGUGUGCCGCUACUACCUCAAGUCGGCGCAGUGCGGCACCAAGUUCUUCUACCGCACCCUGCCGCGCGUCCUCACCGUUUGGCUGGACUCCGGCGACGAUGCGUACCUCAUCAAUGUGGCCAAGAAGCAGGAAGUCGUCAACAAGGCGACGGACCCGGACGGCUACGACAAGGUCGAGCAGUUCGGGCGCAUCAUCGCCGAGAUCCGCAAGGCGCAGCGCCGCCUGCGACCGUACCAGUGGCUCGCCGUCUUCCCGCAGCUCGUGUCGCGCGUCGUGCACAAACACCUCAAGGUGUGGGAGACGCUGGCUGACAUUGUGGCAAUGGUCGUCGACGCGUACCCGCAUCAGGCCAUGUGGUCGAUGAUCGCCGGCUCGCAGUCGAAGGACGCCGAGCGCAAGCGGCGCUUCAACGAGGUUGUGUCGCGCGUCAAGAGCCAAGCAGCUCGCGACAACAAGGACACUGCGCGCAUCGUCGACCAGUCGCAGCGCAUGGCGCGCGAGCUGCUCUACCUCUGCGACUUUCCCGUCAAGCGCGAGACGCAGCUCAACAUGCCGUCGCAGUUCCCCAAGCUGCAGUCGCUCGCGGACGGCAACCUCAUCCUGCCGCUGCAGUCCUCGAUCAACGUCAGCCUGCCGUCGAACCACCUGCUGUCGGGCGACCAUCAGCCGUUUGCGGACAACCUGCCGCGCAUCACUGGCUUCGAUCCCGUCAUCGACAUCAUGCCGUCGCUGCAGAAGCCGCGCAAGAUUGUCAUCAUGGGCAGCGACGGCAAGCGCUACGCCUUCCUGUGCAAGCCCAAGGACGACCUGCGCAAGGACGCACGCCUGAUGGAGUUCGACUCGAUGAUCAACAAGCUGCUGCAGGCCGACUCGGAAUCGCGUCGCCGCCGCCUCUACAUCCGCACGUAUGCAGUCGUGACGCUCAACGAGGAGUGCGGCCUGAUCGAGUGGGUGCCCAACACCAUCGGCCUGCGUCACAUCCUCAGCAAGCUGUACGCCUCGCGCGGCAUUCCGCUCUACACGACGGACAUCAAGGUCAACAUGGAGGAGGCGCGCACCAACCCGCGCCGCGCCGGCGAGAUCUUUGAGACGCGCAUCCUUUCGCGCUACCCCUCCGUCUUCCACGAGUGGUUCCUGGCGACGUUCCCCGAGCCGACAGUGUGGCUCAAGGCGCGCCUGGCGUAUGGCCACACGCUGGCCGUCAUGUCGAUGGUCGGCUACGUGCUUGGACUGGGCGACCGUCACGGCGAGAACAUCCUCUUCGACUCGUCGUCGGGCGACACGGUCCAUGUGGACCUGAACUGUCUCUUCGAGAAGGGCCUCACGUUCGACGUGCCCGAGCGCGUGCCCUUCCGUCUGACGCACAACCUCGUCGAUGCGCUCGGCGUCACGGGCGUUGAUGGCGUCUUCCGCCGUGCCGCCGAAAUCUCGAUGCGCAUCCUGCGCGACAACAAGGACUCGCUGCUCAGCGUGCUCGAGGCCAUGGUGCAUGACCCGCUCGUCGAGUGGGGCGCGGACGAUCGUUCCAGGGCGCGCCAAAACCGGCCUGAUCCUCGCGUCCUCGAGGCGCGCAAGAGCCUCGCGCCCAUCACAAAGAAGCUCGACGGCCUCGUGCGCAAGCGCGACAUGGACUGGACGCCGCCGUGCUCGGUGAACAACGCCGUCGACGCGCUGAUCCGCGAUGCCACGAGCUCCUCGCUGCUGGCGCAGAUGUACGUCGGAUGGGCAAGCUACCUCUGAUACGCCAACACUCUCCUUUUCCGUGCUUGAGCCCAGCGGACCUCGCUCCGCUGCCAGGCCCAAGCUGCCUUCCGAAGCACGCAUCUCAUCUGUACUUCUACACAUAUAGCCUGGACAAUCAUGCAGUCACCCUGCC